This is a messenger RNA of Erigeron canadensis, 1592 nucleotides long. RefSeq names its product EP1-like glycoprotein 3. The transcript has a single exon. The record is from RefSeq and is a predicted model, not a curated record. The coding region runs from base 16 to 1446 and encodes 476 amino acids. Lineage: Eukaryota; Viridiplantae; Streptophyta; Magnoliopsida; Asterales; Asteraceae.
GCUUGGUAUAAAUACAUGAAUAGGCGUAUUCAAAAUCUUGCACCACUAUCACCAAUGUCUUCUUUAACAACACUACUCUCACUGAUAGUAAUCUCCUUAUCUUUUCUGUCGUUACUAUUCAACAUCUCAACCGCACAGGUUCCUGCCUCCGAAACUUUUAGAUAUGUAAACGAAGGAUCUUUAAGUCAGCUUGACCAAGAUACCGAACUACCUCUCGCCGAAUACACCCCAACAUAUCGUACACUACCGCCACUUGAUCCUAAUACUGGGCCAGACGCUGGACGUUUCCGGCUCUGUUUCUACAAUACCACCCCAAAUGCCUACACGCUUGCUCUCCGCGUGGGGUUCACCCGUCGAUCCACAUUGCGCUGGGUUUGGGAAGCAAACCGAGGUCGCCCAGUUCGUGAAAAUGCCACCUUAUCUUUAGGUACCGAUGGUAACCUGAUCCUGGCUGAAGCUGACGGCCAGGUUGUAUGGCAAACCAACACCGCCAACAAAGGGGUGGUUGGAUUUGCCAUACAAGCUGAUGGUAACGUUGUGCUUCGUGAUUCGAAUGGAAGCUUUGUAUGGCAAAGCUUCGAUUCCCCAACUGACACCCUGUUAGUUGGCCAGUCUUUAAGAGUCAAUGGAGGCCCGUACAAGCUCGUGAGUCGGGAUUCGGUGACUAACAAUGUUGAUGGUGUUUAUAGCCUCGUACUUGAACCUAAAAGGUUGAGUUUGUUUUAUAAAGACAUGCUUUACUGGGCGGCCCCGUUCCCCUUUUUAAGGAGGACAAAUGUGAAUUUGACGGAAGCCAAGUUCAAAAUUGCCGACGCCGAAUAUGAAGGAAACGAUUUUCAUCAACUCGACUUUACUAUUAUAAAUGGUCGACCCAUUGAAACACCGUCUUUGGAUAUGGGGACCCUUCUAUGCAAUAGCACGUUAUCGUAUCUCCGACUCGGUAUCGAUGGGAACCUAAGAGUCUUCACUUUUCGGCCACUUGUGCGUACAAGGAACGCAUGGUUCGAGUUGUAUAGAUUGUUUGAUAGAGAUGUGACCGUACCGAAUUUGAUUAGCGGGUCUGGAACGGUUGUUGAAGACGAGUGCCAAUUACAUUAUCGUUGUGGGAAGUUUGGCCUUUGUGAAAACAGUCAAUGUGUUGGGUGCCCGACCCCAAACGGGGUGGUGGUGUGGAGCAAGGAGUGUGACUCAAAGCCACCUGGUUGUAAUCCGAGUGGGUUUAAGUACUAUGAGCUCAAAGGAGUUGACCAUUUCACGGUUAAGUACACACCCGGAAGCGGCCGGACGUCUAAGAGUAGUUGCGAGAACAGAUGCACAAAGGAUUGCAAGUGCCUCGGGUAUUUCUAUAACACUGAUAGCCAGAGGUGUUGGGUCGUUAACGAGUUGAAUACAUUGACCCGAGUUGGGAACUCAACUCAUUUGGCCUACAUUAAAACACCCAUCUAGUCACUACUACUUUUGUUCAUACCAAAUUAAUAUUUACUGGCAAUAAAGGUGUAUAAGAAAGAUUGAUUUCUGAAUAUCAACCUUUCUUACUUGCUCCGCAUAAUAUACUUAAUAAGGAUAUGAUGAAGAUAUAUGUUUUUUAACAA